AUGCUUAUGAAGCACUCACAGGUGUUGAAGGACGGGACGUACGUGAAACCCAAGCACGAGAAGUUAGCGUACGGCACUAUGGUCUUAGUGAGGGUCGGGAUAGUCCGCGACGCUUGCAAGCAAUUGCAGAGGGCCGUCACGAUCGCCACGCGCUACUCCGCCGUCCGACGUCAGUCUGAGAUUGUGCCGGGAGAACCAGAACCACAGAUCCUCGACUUCCAGACGCAGCAGUACAAGCUCCUGCCACAGAUAGCGUCCGUGUUCGCCCUUCUGUUUUCGGCCAACGACCUGGCGACCACCUACUUGCAAGUGUCCAAGGAUAUGACCAAGGGGAACAUGGAGAUGCUGCCGGAGCUUCAUUCCUUGUCCAGUGGUUUGAAGGCCCUCAGUGCCGCCGACGCUACCGAGGGCGUGGAGAUCUGCCGUCUGUCCUGCGGCGGUCACGGGUACCUCAAGUCGUCCAACUUGCCGAGGAUCUACUCGGCGACGACCUGUGCCAUUACCUACGAGGGGGAGAAUACCGUGUUGUGGUUGCAGGUGGCGAGCCUUGGUCGAAGCCUACAAGAUGUCGCCUUGAAGUUAGUGGUAGACACAGAGAGCAGAUUGCAGAGGUUGUGUGACAUGGGUCAGAACUUCCAUCACGCUUGGAAUAACUGCUCAGUUUUGCUAGUCAGAUGUGCUCAGGCUCACAUAAGAUACUUCGUGUGUGAGAAGUUCCUCCAGCGCGUGAAGUCAUCAGCUGUUAGCGAGGGCCUGAGGGGAGUCUUGCAUCAGCUGUGCAGAUUAUACCUUAUUUAUCAUAUUACACUUAACCAUGGAGAUUUCUUGAGGUGCGGCUCCCUGACCUCGGCCCAAAUCUCGACCCUGGAGGAUGAACUCAGCUUACUCUUGACCUCGCUUCGACCUCAAGCCGUGGCCAUCGUCGACGCCUUCGACAUCCACGACGAGAUUCUGGACUCGACUCUAGGGGCGUGGGAUGGCCAGGUGUAUGAGAGGUUAUACGAAGACGCCUUGAAGAGUCCCCUGAACAAGACCGACGUCCCUGAAGCUUAUCACAAAUUCCUGAAGCCUCUGAUGAAGUCACAGCUGUAA
This is a messenger RNA of Penaeus chinensis, 1092 nucleotides long. Its product is annotated as peroxisomal acyl-coenzyme A oxidase 1-like. NCBI's taxonomy places the organism in Eukaryota, Metazoa, Arthropoda, Malacostraca, Decapoda, Penaeidae. The record is from RefSeq and is a predicted model, not a curated record. Gene Ontology annotation, cellular component: peroxisome. Gene Ontology annotation, molecular function: FAD binding; acyl-CoA oxidase activity; fatty acid binding. Gene Ontology annotation, biological process: fatty acid beta-oxidation using acyl-CoA oxidase; lipid homeostasis. The coding region runs from base 1 to 1092 and encodes 363 amino acids. The transcript is spliced from 7 exons.